AUUACCAGGUGGCUUCGUUUAUGGACGACGCACACGUCUGUCUUUCCUCCACAUCCUGAGCAUAUUUCCUUUACUUAGCAUAUUACUCCGGUGUCCGACAGAACACACGGACAAGGGUUUUCAGUUGUCACUAUUCAUUGAGUACAUUGUUUGCAAGGUUCCGUCGAUGUAAUUGUUACAAUGAACCGCAGAAGGUUCAUAACAAGACUACUUAAACAGGAAAGAAAAACAACUUGCCGAUGACUAGCGACACAACGAAAAGAUCUGUACAUAACGUUAUAGCUAGCUACUGAAUAGCUCUAAGGUAGUUAGCUAGCUAGUAGUGGUUCUUACGAAGAUGGCGGGGGUGUUUGAAGUGGAGGUAGACGGUGUAGAGCACAAUCAUGAUCAUGGACAUCACGCGGAAGAGGCUGUGAUUGAUAUUUCCCAGCUCUCACCGGAGGAGAAAUGGAGGUUAGAGCAUGCCAGGAUGCAUGCCAAGCAUAAGGGCCACGAGGCAAUGCAUGCUGAAAUGGUUCUCAUCCUUAUUGUCACACUUGUCAUCGCUCAGCUCGUGCUGGUACAGUGGAAGCAGAGACACCCAAAAUCGUACAACAUGAUAACAUUAUUCCAGAUGUGGAUAGUACCACUGUACUUCACCACUAAAUUGCACUGGUGGCGAUUUCUUAUAACUUGGUUCAUCUUCUCUAUGGUGACUGCUUUUGUUACCUUCCGUGCCACACGAAAGCCACUGACAUGUACCACUCCAAGGCUGGUAUAUAAAUGGUUCCUCUUGCUGUACAAGAUCAGCUACACCACAGGGAUCAUUGGAUACAUUGUCAUCAUGUUUACCCUUUUUGGCCUUAACCUGCUUUUUAGGAUAAAGCCAGAAGAUGCUAUGGACUUUGGUGUGUCUUUGCUCUUUUAUGGUCUUUACUACGGUGUCCUCGGCCGUGACUUUGCAGAGAUGUGUGCUGACUUCAUGGCUUCAACCAUAGGGUACUAUACAACAUCUGGUAUGCCUACCAAAAGCCUGUCAGACAACAUUUGUGCUGUUUGUGGCCAGCCAAUUCUGGUGGAUGUCAGUGAGGAGGGCAUCAUUGAAAAUACCUACAGAUUGUCCUGCAACCAUGUAUUCCAUGAAUUCUGCAUUAGGGGCUGGUGCAUUGUGGGGAAGAAACAGACCUGCCCAUACUGCAAAGAGAAGGUGGACCUGAAAAGAAUGUUCAGCAACCCGUGGGAAAGACCGCAUGUUAUGUAUGGACAACUGUUGGACUGGCUUCGCUAUCUGGUUGCUUGGCAACCAGUAAUAAUUGGACUAGUGCAAGCAAUUAACUACUUUUUAGGACUGGAAUGAAAAUGACUAAAAAUGUCAGAAAAGAGAUUAAUAAGGUGGACAGUAACUCCUCAUACGCAAACGGACACCUCUUGGAUCCAUGACGAAACCAGUGUGUUUGUUUUUUUUUGUUUGUUUAUAAAUGUAUUUUGAGUGUACAUGCACAAUAAGUGCUUACUGGUAUUAAAACUAAUCUGAAUUGUA
Alosa alosa (allis shad) is the source of this 1519-nucleotide messenger RNA. RefSeq names its product ring finger protein 121 (gene rnf121). NCBI's taxonomy places the organism in Eukaryota, Metazoa, Chordata, Actinopteri, Clupeiformes, Clupeidae. The record is from RefSeq and is a predicted model, not a curated record. The transcript has 9 exons. Gene Ontology annotation, cellular component: endoplasmic reticulum membrane; Golgi membrane. Gene Ontology annotation, molecular function: metal ion binding; ubiquitin protein ligase activity. Bases 338 to 1336 code for a protein of 332 amino acids.